GUGCCCGCGGCCGCGCCCAAGGCGCACAGCAGCCGCCCGCGCCUCUCGGCUGCGCUGCCGCCGCUGCGCCUCGCCGGCGCCGCACGCACGUACGCCGCCGAGGCCGGCGGCAAGUUCCUGCGCAACAAGCCGCACAUGAACAUCGGCACCAUCGGCCACGUCGACCACGGCAAGACGACGCUCACCGCCGCCAUCACAAAGGUGCUGCACGAGAAGAGCGGCUCGGGCAAGUUUGUCGACUACGCCAGCAUCGACAAGGCGCCCGAGGAGAAGGCGCGCGGCAUCACCAUCUCCACCGCGCACGUCGAGUACGAGACCGAGGCGCGCCACUACGCCCACGUCGACUGCCCGGGCCACGCCGACUACAUCCGUAACAUGAUCACCGGUGCCGCCCAGAUGGACGGCGCCAUCAUCGUCGUGUCCGCCACCGACGGCCAGAUGCCGCAGACGCGCGAGCACCUGCUGCUUGCACGCCAGGUCGGCAUCAAGAAGCUCGUCGUCUUCAUCAACAAGGUCGACCAGGUCGACGACCCGGAGAUGCUCGAGCUCGUCGAGAUGGAGAUGCGCGACCUGCUCUCCACGUACGGCUUCGACGGCGAGAACACGCCCAUCACGUCGGGCUCGGCGCUCGCGGCGCUCGAGGGCCGCGACCCCAAGAUCGGCGCCGAGGCCAUCGAGACGCUCAUGAAGUCGACCGACGAGUGGCUCGACCUGCCGCCGCGCGAUCUGGAGAAGCCGUUCCUCAUGCCCGUCGAGGAUGUCUUCUCCAUCUCGGGCCGCGGCACCGUCGUCACGGGCCGUGUCGAGCGUGGCACCAUCACCAAGGGCUCUGAGAUCGAGAUCGUCGGCCUUGGCUCGAGCAUGAAGACGACGCUCACGGGCAUCGAGAUGUUCCACAAGGAGCUCGACCGCGGCGAGGCGGGCGACAACAUGGGCGCGCUGCUGCGUGGCGUCAAGCGCGAGCAGAUCAAGCGUGGCCAGGUGCUCAUCUUCCCGGGCUCGAUCAAGCCGGUGAAGAAGUUCCAGGCCCAGUGCUACAUCCUGACCAAGGAGGAGGGCGGCCGGUACUCGCCAUUCACGAGCGGCUACCGCCCGCAGCUCUUCAUCCGCACGGCGGACGUAACCGUGUCGCUGUCGCACCUGCCGGGCACGGAGGAUGCCGACGAGAAGAUGGUGAUGCCGGGCGACUCGAUUGAGAUGGUCGGCGAGCUGGUGCACGACGUGGCCCUCGAGACGGGCAGCCGCUUCACGCUGCGCGAGGGCGGCAAGACGGUCGGCACGGGCAUCGUGACUAAGCUGGGCUAA
Molecule: messenger RNA, 1305 nt
Organism: Tilletiopsis washingtonensis
Lineage: Eukaryota; Fungi; Basidiomycota; Exobasidiomycetes; Entylomatales
Product: translation elongation factor Tu
Exons: 7
Coding region: 136-1305 (389 amino acids)
Biological process (GO): mitochondrial translational elongation
Cellular component (GO): mitochondrion
Molecular function (GO): GTPase activity; GTP binding; translation elongation factor activity
Source: RefSeq, a predicted model, not a curated record